CGUACGCUGCCGCCCCUGGUCCCGGCGUCCUCUAGGACUUACCCAGAAGGCAUCACUUCGCUCUGGGGUCAAAAUGGCGGGCCGCCCUGCUGCUGCAGCAUCAGGGCGGUGGCUCGAAGGUAUUCGAAAGUGGUACUACAAUGCUGCAGGAUUCAAUAAGCUGGGCUUAAUGCGAGAUGAUACAAUAUAUGAAAAUGAAGAUGUAAAAGAAGCCAUAAGAAGGCUUCCAGAGAACGUUUAUAAUGACAGGAUGUUUCGCAUUAAGAGAAUGGACACUGUUUUCCCACUUCUAACCUGUCACAUCCUGUAA
Chinchilla lanigera (long-tailed chinchilla) is the source of this 310-nucleotide messenger RNA. Its product is annotated as cytochrome b-c1 complex subunit 7. The record is from RefSeq and is a predicted model, not a curated record. Gene Ontology annotation, biological process: mitochondrial electron transport, ubiquinol to cytochrome c. The transcript is spliced from 4 exons. The coding region runs from base 74 to 310 and encodes 78 amino acids. NCBI's taxonomy places the organism in Eukaryota, Metazoa, Chordata, Mammalia, Rodentia, Chinchillidae.